Molecule: messenger RNA, 5422 nt
Organism: Monopterus albus (swamp eel)
Lineage: Eukaryota; Metazoa; Chordata; Actinopteri; Synbranchiformes; Synbranchidae
Gene: sema4ba
Product: sema domain, immunoglobulin domain (Ig), transmembrane domain (TM) and short cytoplasmic domain, (semaphorin) 4Ba
Exons: 15
Biological process (GO): axon guidance; positive regulation of cell migration; semaphorin-plexin signaling pathway
Cellular component (GO): plasma membrane
Molecular function (GO): chemorepellent activity; semaphorin receptor binding
Source: RefSeq, a predicted model, not a curated record
UUCCCCCUCCCCUUCCGAUUUGCUGCUGCUCUCGCUGGUAGUGAUAGUGGUGGUGGAUGUGUGCUUGCGAUGCCGGUUCAGCUGCAUCCCUGAGCAUCUCUCGGGAUCCCUGCAGAGCUUCUUUUCCUCUGUCACCACUCGACCGAGAGCCUCUCCUACUGAGUGCUGCGAGACCUUGUCCUCUGCUGAUAAAAGAUCUGACCUGAAACCCUGCGGUGUCGUGCCUGCAUGGAAGCUGACUGGCGGAGGCUUUCUGUGUAGCGCUGAGGUCACAGAUCAUCAUUCCAAACCAGCAUCAUCGUCUGCAGCCCCAAAGCAGUGCCCUGACUUCACAAGUGCACAGGCCUUCUAUUCAAGGAGCUUGGAGCUGCAGGAAGAGAGAGCGCGAGAGAGAGGGAGAAAGAGAAAAUAAACACAAGUUAAAAAAGAUACUCUUCAUGAAUUCCGCAAAUCCCUGAAAGGCAAAUCCUGCAAGUUGGCUGGAGGUCCUGAGGAGGCAUGUGGACAAUGAGUAUGGCUUGGCUGUGUGUCCCCGCCUACAUUCUCCUGCUUGUUAGUUGCAUUCACACAACUGUCACAGAAAAUGAUGUCACUCCACGUCUCACCUUUUCCUACAAUGUGAAGGAGAGGACAAUCAGAAGUUUUUCAGUCGGUGGAGUCUUCAACUUCACCUCUGUCCUUCUCAGUAAAGAAGACCGCAUGCUGUACGUUGGUGCUCGGGAGAUUCUCUUUGCUCUCAACCUGUCUGAUAUCAGCUCAGUCAAGCUGCAGAGAAAUCUCACAUGGAAAACUCCACAGAGGAAGAGAGAUGAGUGCAGUUUCAAAGGCAAAGAUCUGCGAACGGACUGCUUCAACUACAUCAAGAUUUUACUACGUAUGAACAGCACUCAUCUGUACGUGUGUGGAACAUAUGCCUUCAGCCCCAUCUGUGCUUACAUAAACACUGCAGAUUUCUCCCUCGUCAAGAGUGAUACUGGUGAGAUUGUUACAGAGGAUGGGCGAAGCCGCUGCCCAUUCAACCCUGAAUAAAAGUCCACUGCCAUCAUAGCUGAUGGAGAGCUGUAUACCGGCACAGUCAGUAAUUUCCAAGGAAAUGAGCCCAUCAUUUACAAAAGUCUAAGCCAAGGAACUGCUUUAAAAACAGAAAACUCGCUCAACUGGCUUCAGGACCCAGCGUUUGUUGGCUCUGCCUACAUACAGGAGAGCCUGCCCAAAGGCAACCUGGUGGGUGAUGAUGAUAAGAUUUACUUCUUCUUUAGUGAAGUGGGAAAGGAAUUUGAUUUCUUUGACAACACCAUCGUGUCACGGAUUGCUCGCGUGUGUAAGGGUGACGUGGGAGGUGAGAGAGUUCUGCAGAAGAAAUGGACGACCUUCCUGAAGGCUCAGCUCUUGUGCUCUCUGCCUGAUGAUGGUUUCCCCUUCAACAUAAUCCAAGACAUGUUUGUGCUGACACCCCGCCCUGAGGACUGGAGGAGCACUGUGUUUUAUGGAGUCUUCACAUCUCAGUGGUACAAGGGUGCUUCAGGAAGCUCUGCAGUUUGUUCCUUCACUAUGGACCAAGUGGAAAAAGCAUUCAGUGGGCGAUACCGAGAGGUCAACCGAGAGACCCAGCAGUGGUACACGUACAACCAUCCAGUCCCAGAGCCUCGGCCUGGAUUGUGUAUCACAAAUGCUGCCAGAGAGCAGGGCAUCUCCUCCUCGCUCCACAUGCCUGACAGGGUGCUUAAUUUUGUCAAAGACCACUUCCUGAUGGACAACGUGAUCCGCAGCCAGCCUCUGCUGCUGAAACGUAAUGUUCGCUACACCCAGAUUGCUGUCCAUCGAGUUCAGGCAGCACACAAGGCCUAUAAUGUGCUCUUCAUUGGCACAGAUGAUGGAAGACUUCAUAAAGCCAUUAACAUCAACAGCAAGAUGCACAUCAUCGAGGAGCUGGUGCUUUUCCGGGAUUCCCAGCCCGUGCAGCACAUAGUGCUGGACACUGAAAAGGGUCAGCUUUAUGUUUCCUCUUUCUCGGAAUUGGUGGAGGUCCCAGUAGCGAACUGCUCUAAUUAUCAGAGCUGCGGGGAAUGCAUCCUCUCCAGGGAUCCUUACUGUGCCUGGAAUGGGAGGCAGUGUGUGGAUGUCAGACAAGCUUCAGCAAGAAGUGCUUGGCAACAGGAUGUAGAUGAAGCAGACACAUCAGCUAUUUGCAGCAAGACAGUGCCAAACCCACGGUUUGCUAAACCUCCACCUACACGAAUGUCUUCAUGCCAGGUGAUCAUUAUCCCAGCCAACACGUUCAAAGUACUGCCUUGCAAAUUGCGCUCUAAUUUGGCUGAAAGGAAGUGGGAGUUCAGCAAGAGUGCGGGUCACUUCCAUUACCCCAGCCCGGAAGGAGAGCUGGUCGUGGUAGCUCAGGCUGACAAGCAGGAAACCUAUGAGUGCUGGUCAGUGGAGGAAGGAUUCAAAGAGUUGCUGGCAAACUACUGUGUGAGGGGCGAGGCCAAGCAGGAGAGCACCACCCUGACAGGCCACUCGGCUACGCCACACAUCUCCCAGGAGGAGUUCAUCAUCCUGCCAGGGGAAACCCGCUCACCACGGAUCAACACUAAGACCUACUGGAACGAGCUGAUCGUGGUGUGUGCCCUUCUGGCAUUUUCCCUGGUGGUCUUCUCUUUAUUUGUGAUUUACAGGAACCGUGGCCACAUGAAGUCCAUGCUUAAGGAGGGAGAGUGCCCCAACAUGCAGCAGAAGAAGCCCAGAAUAGUAGGGAAGCCAGCUGAGAAUUUGCCACUUAACGGCAACACGGUCACAGCAUCUGUAUCAGAUCACAAGGGCUACCAGACCCUAAAUGACAACUACAUCUGCAGCACUCCACCACACGAGUGCUCAUCGCCUGACAACAGCAAGAGCUUCUCGGAGUCAGACAACAGGCCUCUAAACUUUAAAGAGAGCCGUGUGGAGAUUUCUCCCACAUGCCCACGGCCACGAGUCAGACUGGGCUCUGAGAUUAAGGAUUCUAUAGUGUGAGGCUGGCUUCAUGUUACAUGGAGCGACUCAUCCAUACUGAAAGGAAGGAGUGCACUUGUUUUAGAAAGACAAACUCAUAUAAGGAGAGAAAACUGAGGGACAUCAGACUCUUCAUGGAGAGACACGUCAUCAAACAGAUUUUGCACUUUGACUUUUUUUUGUUCUGUCCCUGUGGUCCAUGUUCAUUUAAUUUUAUUUUCCUCUCACUGCCCCUAAUUCAAGUGCAUUGAAAAGAACACUGAAGACUUUCCAGCUUGCCUUCAGACUUGUCUGUGAGCCGUGUUCACACGCGAUUCACAGGAAUAUAACAAGCAUAGAGGUGGCAUCUCAACCGUAAUCCAGUGAUUGAAUAGCACUGCCUCUCAGUCCGUCCAUGUAAUAUAACAAUGAUGCUUUGGAAGGUUAGUGGGAUAUUCAAACAUGGUCCCACUAACAGCUGACAGUGUUUGCUGUUUUAUUUUAAUUCUGUCACCCGGUAAGAGCCUACUCUCCACUGUGGCUAUGCACUAUGUACUGUACUGUAGCAAAGUAAGCACUCACGCCACAAUAUACCCAAAAAAGUCAGUGGCAGGCAAGACAGGAAAAAAGAGGUCCUGUCACACCAUUCACACACAUUGUUUAGGCUGAAAUAUAACAAAGAAACCCAGAAAGAACUCAGAGAAGAAGAGCUGAGCUGACAGGUUGAGAAGGUUGAUUUAUAUUGCCAAGUGAAAGAAAACACAAACAACAGACCUCAGCACAAAUGUUAUAGAAACUCUCACCACCUCACUCACUACACACACACACACACAUGCACAAAGGAUUAUAUAAGGAUAAAUGAAGACUCAAAUCUGCUUUUUUUAAAUGUCGGUAUUAUUAGUGGAUACAAAUAUUGUUCUGUGGGAGCCUGACUUUGAACAAAUGUGAUAAAGCUCAUUCCAGGUAUUAUCAUGCUGUUCUUCAUGAGGCAGGCGGUCUAUGCAAAGCAAAUAAUGUGAAGUGGGGGUAAACAGAGAAAACCUCACCUCAAGACUGAGUAAGCACAAAGGUGUUGGUGCCAUUAAUUAAUCUUAUGAUCUGUGGCACUGCAAACACUCCCCCCCACCCCACACACACAUGUUACACUAACUGUAAGUAUGCAAGAGAUUUUAGCCAUUUUUGUGUAUUUUAGGGAGACAGAUCAUGAAACUAACAGGUUGGCAUCACAAAAAUACAUGAGACAAGGGUCCAGCAUAGUCACAUAAACCUGUGGCUGUUAAUUUAGCAACACAAUAAAUGAUUAUAAAUAUAUGAUUAUGUGGCCAUUUUUUUUUUCUUUUCUUGUGACAUUUAGUUAACAUUGUCAGGCUUCAUUCUUUAAAAUAUCUGGCACUGUUCUCAAAGGGAAACAACGAUAAAUAUUUAAGUACUUCACAUGUGAUUUAAUUAACACACACCUGUAUAGCCUCAAAGUGAUGGGUGUUCAUGAAUGAAAGAAAAUUCUCUCCGCUUGCUUAAAUGGUUUCAGAGGUAACCAUAAAGGCAAUAACUCAUUUUCAUCCAGUAAUAAACAUAAGAAUUGUGCAUUUACACUGAUGACCCAUAUCCUUGUUCAGAAGAUAACUGCAGUGUGACACAAAAUUACAAAUUUCACAAAAAUGCAGGAAAGCAUGUUGCCUGACUCAGAAAGCACAAGAUUUGCACAUGAUGUUGAAAAGCCUUAGUACAAUGCAGGUUAUGGAUCCGAUAACAAAUCUGCCGGGCGGGGGGGGGGGGAGGGCAGAUAAUCAAGAGAUGUGCCUCCUGGGAUAAUGAGCUAACCCCAUAGUAGUGCUGGAGUCAGACGCUACACUGCAGGCACAACAGGACUGGCCAUGCUCAAAAACAUAGAACACAUGUAAUAUACUACUGUCUACAUUGUACAGUAUGUGCUCACGAGGUGUUUUCUUGUUUUAUGUUUUGCUAUAGUGGCUUCAACCUCAGUCAGGGACAACAAAUUUUAUUCUUAAAUUGUAACAUAAAUAACCACUGGCUGAUUUUUGAAAUACUGAAAUAUAGAUUAGUAUUAUGUUACCUUUCUUGUCAAUGGCACUGCAGAAAUGAAUUUCAAAUCUUUCACGCAGUAUGGAAAUAAAUCCUGCUUAGACUGUUAUUAAAAUCAUACACAAAAGGCAGCUUUUGGUAAAGUGGCUGUCAUCAGAACAAUAUUACAUUUGCUAAGUGCAGAACAAAAAUAAAGUGGCAGUGAUUUAGUUAAAUAUGUGCAGGUACUGAACAUGCUUUUUAAAAAACAAAAACAAAAACAAAGUAUUGUCAUCUGCUCUCUCAUAAUAAACCACUAUUUCAGACCUAUUUCUGACAAUUGCUCUGAAUUUGUCAACAUGUAUUGUAAAUUGUUUUUAUGUAAAACCGUUUUGUAAAUUCAGCUGCCAAUGUAAAAAUGUUGUGAACUGUA